Molecule: messenger RNA, 624 nt
Organism: Rotaria sordida
Lineage: Eukaryota; Metazoa; Rotifera; Eurotatoria; Philodinida; Philodinidae
Source: the annotation of a GenBank genome assembly
AUGAGCAAUUUUGACAUUUGUUACAAUGCCUUAUGUCGUGCAUUUCAUAAAGAAAAUGUUAUUAUGCCUCCAGCUCUAGUGGAAAUUUUGAAACCCGAUGAUGCUAUUCAGUCAAGUAUCACUCUUACAAAUACAAGCAACAUUGAUUCUGAUUCAGAUACUACAACCAAUAUUGAUACAGAUAGUUCAGAUGAAUCAGCUGACUCAAACAAUAUCGAUUCAACCAAAUCAAUUCAAGAAAAUAUCAAUAAAGGAAAGAAUGAUGAUAGUAUAGCUAACGCAAAAACCAUUACAAGAUCAUUGUCAUCAUUAACACUUACAACCAACAUAAAUCCACUCAAUUCAUCUUUGUCGUCAUUAACACUGGCAACAAAUCCAAAUCCACUCGACUUGCCUCGUGAUCGAAAACGUAGACAAGAAACUUUCAAUAAACUUAAUCAGCUUAUCUUCAGUAUUCGAGAACAAAAAGGAAAAACAACAAAAAAAGAAAUAUAUGAGCUUCCACCAUUAAUCAAACAAAUUAUCCGAUGUUUAUAUCCAUCAGACAUCGAUGACAAAAAGUUUUUACAAAAACCAGAUGUCAUCUUCACUCUUCAAACGUUUAUUGAAUUGUUUCGUAUCUGA